AUGUGUGUGCUCUCUCUCUCUCUCUCUCUCUCUCUCUCUCUCUCUCUCUCUCUCUCUCUGUGUGUGUGUGUGUGCUUUACCGAGUUCAAGGACGUGGCCGUCAAGUUUCUUGGUACCAAGGUCGUGGAUGAGGAGGCAUCUGAGCAACAAUCCUGGGUCGCCGACUUUUUGCUUGAGAAGAGCCGCAAAAAGGAGGAUCGCCAAGGUUUCUCCAAAGACCUUCACCUCACCCUUGCUCCCAAGGACGGGGUCUUGCGGGCUGCGCCUCGGGGUGGAGGCCAAGCUCUGGCCAUCCCCCUUGCCGACAUUUCCAGCAUUGCCGUUAUUGGCGCCAAGUUUGCCUUUAUCGUCUCCAGUCAGCCAGUCCGCGGCCCACACUCGCCAAGACCCAGCAACCAUGGUCCCUCCACUUCUUCCCCGGCUAACACCAACAUUGCCUACGCCUUUCACUUCAAACGCAAGCCCGAUGCAUCCCCCUUUAUCAAUGCCCUCGAACGCGCCACCCGCCUUGACCCCAGCCAGACAGACAUUCAGACCUUUCACGGUCGCACCAUGUCCUUCACCAGCCAAGCGACGGCCAAUCCCGCUUCACCGCAACAGGCGCCGCGCUUGCAGCGCCAGCUUAGCGAAAUCGAACGCCGAGGUUCGGCACAAGCCCGCGCCACAGAGAGCACUGUAGCUGAGCUGCGCUCUCAGUUGGUCGAGGAGCGCCGCAAGGCUGCCAACAUGGAGAUUGGCAAGCUCACGGCCGAAGUGGCUCACGGUCAAGCCCAGAAGGAGCUCGAGCAAUGCAAGGGCCAAAUGGAACAGAUGAGAAAGCAAAUGGCCCUCACCGCUUCUGACCUGGCUGCCGAGUACAGUCAGCUCCAGGCGACCCGGGACACCAACGCUUUACUCGACGAGCUGGAGACGAUCAAAUUUGCUCUCCAAGCCAUGGACGAAAUUGCUGUCCAAUCUGCCCCGGGCAAGGUCCUUUCCCUGUGGGACCGCGUCGCUGCCCUGGCCGAGAGCACCACCGAUGGCACGCAGGACGAAAUUCAGGAGAAUAGUCUGGCUGAAAUCAACGGCGACGCACAGUCCAGCGCCAGCGCCAACGCCACAGACCCCGAUUCACCCGCCAAACCGCGCAUGUCUACCGCCAGCGGAGCCCCUGCCCACCGACGCCGCUCUUCCAAGCGAUCGGAGGAUACGGCGGCAUCCUCGGCCAGCUUGCGCCUGAUGCACAUGAUUGAGACGGCCUCGUCUGCCGCCCUGAAUGCCGAUGCGCCCACGAACAACAGCCAACGCGAUCUAUCUCAACGCGCCCUAUCAGAGCUCUCUGUACCCGAACUCGUGGCGCUUGUGCAAGACUUUGCUCGCCAGCUCGAUGCUACACAGCGUCAUGCCACUCAUCAAGAAUCACUGGUGCAGUCUCUCGAGGCGCAGUUGCGUGCCAGUCGCCGCGAGCUCAGCACCGUCAAGGCCGAGGUUGAGGCCGAGCGUGAAGGUUACGAAGUCGAGAAGCAGCUCAUGGCUGAUACCAUUGCCAACCUGCGGGGCCGUUCUCGUGAAAAUGGACUUGAACUGCGCUCUGAUUCCAUGUCGGGUUCGGUGGUUCGGCGUGCCUCAGGCCUUUCCAACCACGCCAACAUGGAGACUAUGGACGUGGUCAAUGAAGUUACCCUGAAACCGGCGCAAGCCACUCACAGUGUCCCCGUGGUUGACGCGCCCCGAUCAUCCACUGAAGUUCAUGCAACAACUCAGCAACAGGUCAGUUCCAAUGUCAUCGAGGACAGUACACCCACCCUGGUCGCUCAGUCGGCAUCGGCCGACCUGACUACCUUUACAGUGGUGCUGCACAAGAACGGCCAGCGCCUCGGGAUCAGCGUAGCUGGCGGCGUGGACGAGCCCACGGAUGGCACCGACACGCGCCUCUACAUUACCGAGGUUAUCGACGGAGGGGUGGCGGCCAGUGACGGUCGCUUGCAGGCUGGCGACUCCAUCCUUGCUGUGCAAGGCGCCUCCACGGAGGACAUUACGCACGCUCGCGCCGUCGAGCUCCUAUCCAACGCCGGUGAUCCCAUCACCUUGCUGAUUGGGCGACAGGCCGCAGUCGAGGCCGGUGCCCCCACUACUGCGCGCCCUGAAGCCGAACACGACCAAGCACAGCAACCUCAACUCCUGGAAAUCGCCUUUCCCAAGGGCCCUUCUGGCCUCGGCUUUAGCAUUGCAGGCGGAACCGAUAUCCCCAUUGAGGAGGAUGAUGUUGCCGUUUACGUCACGGCCGUGUUGGAAAAUGGGUCGGCAGCUGCUGAUGGGCGCCUGCAAAUGGGCGACAAGCUCAUUUCGGUCAACGGUCAUUCCAUGUGGAACAUCACCCAUGGCGAAGCCGUGCGCAUCCUCCAAGGCGUCACAGAGCGCUGCGAGCUGGUGGUUGAGCGUGGCCUCGACGACGAUGAUUCCGUUUCGCCAGACAGUUGGCAGCUUGUUCAUGUCACGCUGGCGCGGGGUCCCGAAGGCUUUGGCUUCAGCAUUGCCGGAGGCACCGAGGAUCCCGUCAUGGAGGGUGAUGUCGGGCUCUACGUCAGCUCCCUCGUGGAAAAUGGGGCAGCCGCUGCCGACGGUCGGUUGCAGCAAGGUGAUCGCCUGUUGAAGAUCAACGGCGUUGACGUGGAGGCGGUUCCCCGUCAGGUGGCUGUGGAUGCGCUGCGCCUCAACAUGGCCAGCGCUGACCUCGUCUUGCUGCGCAAUGCGGCACUCGAGGAGGUCGUGGAGAUUGAAUUUGCCAAGGGCCCCGGCGGUCUCGGCUUUAGCAUUGCCGGUGGCCUCGACGACCCCUCGGACCCUUCGGACCCCGGCAUUUACGUCAUUCAGGUGAUUCCGGGUGGUUCGGCUGAUCGUGAUGGCCGUCUUCGUCGUGGUGACAAGAUCUUGGACGUGAAUGGUCAAGAUUUGGAAAAUGUGACACACGAGCAAGCUGUCCACGUGCUUCAAUCGUGUGGCGCCAGCAUCAAGAUGGUGGUGUCGCGCAUGACGGACGACAUAGCGUCUCAACAAGAUAUGGAGGAGAACAUUCUCGUCAUCACUCUGGACAAGUCGCCAGAGAAGGGCCUCGGUUUUUUCAUCGCCGGUGGCACGGACGAUUGCAUCGAGCCGGGAGACGAGGGCAUUUAUAUCAGCGACAUCACCGUGGACGGUCCUGCUGGCAUUGAUGGGCGCAUUCAGUUUGGCGACCAGUUGCUGGAAGUGAACGGUCGUAGCCUAACAGGCCUGACCCAUGGCGAGGUGGUGGAUGUGCUGCGCGCGUGUGCCGGCAGCGUGACGCUCAAGUUGGCUCGUCUGCCAGCCAACGACGAGGCCCCCGAGCAGCUUCUGCAAAUUGACCUGGAAACCAACUUCCAGGGCCUCGGCUUUAGCAUCGUGGGUGGCGUGGACCAGCCGGUUGAGGAAGGUGAUGACGGUGUGUACAUCACCUCAAUUUUGGACGACGGCACAGCUCAGAAGGAUGGUCGUCUCCAGCUCGGGGACAAGAUUGUGGAGGUGAAUGGACAUGAGCUGAGUGGACUUCAGCACCAUGAAAUCGUCAAUCUCCUGCAGGCUUCUGGCAACGUCUGCCACCUUACCGUCAGUCGCGUCGUCGAGAGCGUUGAGGUGGCAUAGAUUGCUUCGCUGCGAAUGCGCUCCCGUUGGGAGUGCUUGCUUGUCUUCUCCUUUGUGCGCGCGCUAUGGUUGGUCAUGCUGUUUGCAACGCGUUCUUGUGCCGUUUCCAAUCCCCAAACCCUUUCUU
This is a messenger RNA of Monosiga brevicollis MX1, 3766 nucleotides long. RefSeq lists its product as uncharacterized. Gene Ontology annotation, molecular function: protein binding. Bases 1 to 3639 code for a protein of 1212 amino acids. The transcript has 8 exons. NCBI's taxonomy places the organism in Eukaryota, Choanoflagellata, Craspedida, Salpingoecidae. The record is from RefSeq and is a predicted model, not a curated record.